Molecule: messenger RNA, 3779 nt
Organism: Hypomesus transpacificus
Lineage: Eukaryota; Metazoa; Chordata; Actinopteri; Osmeriformes; Osmeridae
Gene: dtx3
Product: deltex E3 ubiquitin ligase 3
Exons: 7
Coding region: 747-1871 (374 amino acids)
Biological process (GO): protein ubiquitination; Notch signaling pathway
Molecular function (GO): metal ion binding
Source: RefSeq, a predicted model, not a curated record
CUCAACUUGAAAGUACACUUGUCUACCUUCUGGACUGCAUACUACUAUAGCUAGCUAGCUACUCAUGGGUUGUUUAUACUCGUGCUAGCAAGCGGGAAAUUAUAAACUUUGAGGAAGGUGGGGGUAGCUAGAUAGGCUAGGUAUGCCUCUUUUUCAAAGUUAUCAGCUGUUGGACAUGGACUCAAAGGAAGAGGCAGGGAGACGUGACAUUAAAGUGCAGGCAAGUACAGCAUUAGUCUCUUAGCUAAGUAGGCUAUACAACAGCCAUUAAUAAUACACAUUUAGCUACUGUUGCACGAGGAAGAUAAGAGUGUACGGGACGGGUGUGUUUUCUGUGUGUCGAAGUACGUGGGAAAACUCGUCACUACUCGCGAGCAAGUGAAAAGUAGGCUAGGCGCAGCAGCAAGGAUUCAAUGGAUUCGGCACUGCUAAAAUGAAAACAAAAUCGAAAUGGAGGUCUGCAACAAAUAUAUAUCAUAUAAAUCUUGAUUACAUCCGCCUUCUCAUUAAUACAUGCACUACUGCCUGCCUGUGAGUAAGAUAUAAUUCGAUGGAAGAUACUCGUCGUUGUGUUUCAUCCUCUAAUCUAGCUGGCUAGCUUUCUACAUAACCUCACCCAGCGAGCAACGGCAAUAGGACGAUAAUUGAUCGAUUAAGGGAAUUUAUGGGAUCACAAGUGAAACGUGUUUGAUCGAGGAAUUGAGGCGCAGUUUCCUUUGUUUACAGUCUGCAUUUUAGAACAGCUGAUGCGUCCAUGCAAUGCAGUUUCAUCUGAUGAGAUGAGUGUGCGUGCGGGCCAGGGCAGUGACGAGGUGCUGGUGUCGCAGGCGGUCUGGGACUACCUGGCUGCCGCCGGUCGACCCUGGCUCAUUGACUUCCAGGACAAGCAGGGGAUGAGCGCUGGCAUCGUCAGGCGGGGGGAGCGGGGGGGCUGCUGCGCUGUGCGGCUGCAGCCAGUGGAGGGCUUCAGGAGGUCCGGGGCCGGGCUCCUGGAGGGACCCAUAUCCAACGAGACCCGCAAAGCCUUCAUAGACUUGUGCCGCUGUGCCCGGAAAGAGAUGAGCAAACAGGACGGCGGUCCUAAGAGGAAGCGCUCCCUGCUCCCCUGCGUAGGAGUCCUGGAAGCUGACGGGGAGGGGAGCCUGCUGCCGCCCCCUCCUCCGCAACCCCGCCGCUCCCAGAGGCAGCAGCAGAGGUACAAGAAGCCGGCCGAGGACGAGGCCUGCGUGGUCCUCUCCCUGCCCCACGAAGCUCCGCCGAGGAAGGAAAUGGAGGCGGGCAUGGCCUCGCCCGGCGAGGCCGAGGACGCCUCGUGCUGCUCCAUCUGCAUGGGCGACAUGGUGGAAAAGACCACCCUGGAGAGGUGCGGCCACGCCUUCUGUCGCUCGUGCUUGGACCAGGCCUUCAAGGUGAAGAGAGCCUGCCCCGUGUGCCGCCUGGUGUACGGGCAGCUCAUCGGGAACCAGCCGGCCAACGGCAGCAUGAUGGUGGAGAGAGACCCGGGUCUCGAGCUGCCCGGCCACGAGGGAUACGGCUGCAUCUGCGUCAUCUACAGCUUCCCCCCGGGUCUGCAGGCGCCGGAGCAUCCUAACCCAGGGGUGCGGUACCCGGGAACGGACCGCGUGGCUUAUCUCCCAGACAGCCCCGAGGGGAACCGCGUCCUGGGCCUGCUGCGGCGGGCCUUCGAACAGCGCCUUAUCUUCACCAUUGGUACCUCCAUGACAACGGGCAUGCAUAACGUCAUUACCUGGAACGACAUCCACCACAAGACCUCCAUAUGGGGGGGGGCGCGCUGCUUUGGCUACCCGGAUCCUACUUACCUUGUGAGAGUGACAGAGGAGCUCCGGGAGAAAGGCAUCACAGUGGACUGACAGCAAGGAAACGUGGCAUUAUGGGACAUUCUAGGAACCUCUGCCUUUUCCUGCUGCUGGUCACGACUAAGCUGCAGGUUCCAACCAGUGUGAUGGCCCACCAGACCCAGGGGGCCAGCUGAGGAGUUCUCUCAGCUGCCUCAAGGAUGUCCUGCCGUGGAGUCUGGGUCACCUUGACUGAUUGUUCCUGUGUUCAUUGGCAUUUCUUUGAGUUCUGCUAAACCCAGCGCUUUGUGUGAGAGAAAAAGACUAAUACGAGUGCAGGGCAUUCUCGUGUUAAACAACCCUGAACGUUUAUUGGCAAUAGUACAGUUUAAAAAUGCACUCUUUCAAACGGGAUCGUUGUGUACUUAAGUUGUAGGUACUUAAAUAUUGUUUUGAAUUAACACGUUUGUUUGCUUAAGUUGACACAAUCAUUUGUUUGGUACUGUUGAAUUCCUUACAAAGGAAACUCCUCAUUCCCAUGUUGCAAGCACAUAUAGUUUUUUUUCUUCCCGCUCCAGUAAUGUUUCUAGAAUAAGUAUUUUUUCUAUUUAAUUAUGUUAUUGAUAUGUUUUCUGGGCUGUGGUAAAGAUAGGUGGCAGAAUAGCACUGCUUCACUAGAAUCUUCUAAAGAACUCAUUCUGUACAGGUAUUGCAAUCGAAAGCACUCACAAGCACUUUGUCAAGUUGUUCAGUCAAGGAGGCUGGUCGAUUUGUCCUUCUUCCCCGAAACGGAAGAGUGCUCCUUGCAAAUGCAGGUGUUUGCUGCCAAGAGCUUUUGCGUUAGCUCGGUAGCUACAAGUUGAUGUCAGUUGCUCGGAGCUCUUCUCCAUCCCUCCCUCUUCGUCUUCCUCAUCUUCCGCCCCCCCUUUCACCCGAAACAGGAGGAAUGUUUAUCCACGUCUCUGCUGCAGCGCUGGAGCUGAUGUCACAGGAAUGUCCUCAGCCAAGUUCUUUGGCAUUCACCUUACGAUCCCCCCCCCCCAAGAUGCCACUUCAGUCGGGCAACAAUGUACUCUGUUCUACUUAGCAGAUUUAUAUGAUGAUGUCAGACUACAAAGGCACAUAGCCACUCAUACCAAAUCAAAGGCACAACAGCUAUCAAUCUAUGGCCCUUGUCCCUGUUACACUCUGAGGCUUGUUACAUUAGGAAUUCAAAAGAUAUGUGUGCUCUUUGGAGGUCUAAAUACGUCAUUUAAGUUCAAGUUGUAUCUAAGGAAUGAUAACCAUGUUCUGAUUCCUGUCCCUCAUAGGGACAUGGUCUUGUAUCUAAGGAAUGAUAACCAUGUUCUGAUUCCUGUCCCUCAUAGGGACAUGGUCUUGUUUGAAAUCAAUUUGUCUUUUUCUUGUGCCUUCCUUCUUUUCAACAACAUUGAGCAUGUCCAUGUUUAGAACUAAGCAGCUCGAAUAGGCAGUUAAGUGUUUUUUGGGGGUUGCAUUAUUUUUGUAUGCUCUUUUGCUUUGAGUGAUAUAAAUACUACAAUGUAUGAGAAUACAGUGUACAAACAACAUUUGUUUUUGUUGUUCUGGUGGUUCAAAAGCAAAGCCUCUCAAAAUUCAUGCUGUGCACAUCAUUUCAAAGGGUAGAUUUUUCAUAUGCAUAUGCUUGAUAAUUUUCAACCACUACAUCAGAAGAUAUGCAUUAGGCCCAAGUAUUGUAUUAAUUAUACUUUUUUCUGUUAACAUCUAUAGAAAUACUUUGCUGUUAAGGGGACCAACUAUUAGGACAAUAUCUUUGGGAAAAGAUUGUCAAAAAAUCUAUGCAGUACAUGUUAGAUGGGGCCAGAAUGAAGGGAUUGCACAUUGCAAAUUGAAAAGUUCAAGUUUUGCUUUUCUAAUUGCGUUGAUUGGUAUUUUAUGAGUCUGUUGAUAUUCAGAAUAAUGUGCUUUACAUUUUAAUACUUGAAUAAAAGGUUAUGUUCUGUU